Molecule: messenger RNA, 2202 nt
Organism: Lactuca saligna
Lineage: Eukaryota; Viridiplantae; Streptophyta; Magnoliopsida; Asterales; Asteraceae
Source: the annotation of a GenBank genome assembly
UUAGAUUAUUCAAUUUCAGUAUUGUGUUGAUCGAUCGAUCGAUCGAUCUAUCGAUCAUUCUCCCAUUAUUAAAAUAACAUGUACACCCCUCCCUUAUCAGUUAUCACUCAGUGACUACCACUGGAAUCUGCUGCUAUUCCUUUUACAUCUUUUCUCUUUGCUCUUUACUUGACUUCCUGUUUGGGAAGAAAAAGCAAAACAAAAAGAAAUUUUGAAUUCACACUCCAUUACACCCACCCAGUUUGUAAAUGCUGAGAAUUUGGUUGUGGGUUUUAUUCCUCCACAAAUAAUAGAAGGGAAUGAAUCAAUUCCAAGUCGCCUGGCUUCCCCCUCAAGUUUUCAUCUUUCUUCCGUUGCUUAUUUGACCACUUCCCUGGCCUCAAGUAAAAAGAAAAUCCAAAGAUUCCUAUUCUUCUCUUGAGCUGCUAAACUAAACAUACCCCUCCCUUUCCACAGUACUGAUGCUUUGGUAACUCGGCAUUUUCUUGGAUUAAUGUUUUCAACUGUUUCUGUUUGUUAUCAAGCCUCUCGUUGUUUCUUCUUCUGCUUCUUCUCUCUCUGAAGAGCAUUUUUCCCUCGUAGCUUGUUUGCAUCUGUAUUCUGAUGAAAAAUGGAAUCUUUGAGCAGGUUUUCAGAUUUUUCUUUUUAGGUCCUACUGACCGACUGACUGACCGAGAGCUCCAGGGCUUGAUAGACUUGUAUGCUUAUUAGUUUCCAUGGAGAAGAAGAGCAGUGUAUAUAUAGUAUUCGUGAAGCUUGUGUUUGUGUUGUCGUAUUGUGUGGAAUGCCAUGGUGCAACGAUAAAGCGAAUCCCGGCGGCGCCUCCGGCCUCAGAGCGGAGUCCAGAAUUUAGGGGCAAGUUACAAAGAGUUGUGUUGAGCAUCUUGUUGGGAAGCAUAACCGGAUUAGUUUGUGCUGUUGUUUGUGCUUGCCUUGUAAGAUGCGUGUUCAUAUAUAUGAAAAGAGUUCCUAUCCUCAAGGGCCCGGUUGUAUUUUCACCUGAAAUCUCUCCGAAGACCCUACAAUCAGCUGUAGCAAAUGAAAAUGAAAGCCAGGUGCUUGGUUCGAAUCCAAAUGGAAAAUACUAUAUGGCCGUACUCGACAAUGGGUUGAGAAUUGCAGUGAAGAAGGUUGAGCCUUUUGUAAUCGGGUCCGGGUCCGGGUCCCCAGAAGCUCAUAGACGGAUACAGAGGGAGCUGGAGAUACUGGCGAACUUGAGGCACAGGCAUUUGAUGAUGUUAAGGGCAUAUCUUUGUGAAUCUGUUAGGUUUUGUUUGAUUUAUGAUUACAUUCCGACGGGUAGCCUUGAGGAUGCCAUGAAGAGAGCAAGGGAAAAUGAGUUGCAACUUGGGUGGGAUGCCAGGCUACGAAUUGCAGUAGGCAUUAUCAAAGGCCUUCAGUAUCUUCAUUUUACUUGCACGCCUAGAAUCUUGCACUAUAACUUGAAGCCUUCAAAUGUGAUGUUAGAUGCUGACUUUGAACCCAGACUCGGGGAUUGUGGUUUGGCUAGGAUCAUGCACACUUUUGAUGGAAGGUCAUCAGCCUAUAAUGCCCCUGAAUCUUGGCCAAAUUUCAGUAUAUACACGGAGAAGAGUGACAUCUUCAGCUUUGGGGUGAUAUUGGGGAUUCUGUUAACAGGUAAAGAUCCAAGCGAUCCCUUGUUUGGGGAAGCUGCAACAAGUACAGGUAGUGGUGAUAUGGGGAUGUGGUUCAGACAGCUGCUUGAGAAUGGGGAUGAUGCUCGUGAAGCGCUUGAUAAGAGUCUCCUUGGAGAAGAAAUGGAGGAAGACGAGAUGUUGAUGGCUGUAAGAAUAGCUGCAGUUUGUCUCUCAGAUAUGCCUGCUGAUCGACCUUCCAGUGAUGAACUUGUUCCCAUGCUCACCCAACUCCACAGUUUUUGAAUUUUUGAUUUUUUUUGAUUUUUUUUGAUUUUUUUUUAUUUUUUAAAUUUGAUGCUAUCGCUCUCUGUACAUGGAAAGCAACCAAAAUGGCUUCCCCCUAAUGAUUUGUUUUUGUUCAUGCUACUUACUAGUGAUUCACGGGAGAUGUUGUAUGCAAUUCAAUUAUGGAUGGAUUGGUGGUGGUGCCUGUGUUAGGUUUUGCUUAUUUUCAUUACAUUUCAACUUUUCCUAUUCACACCAGAUUCUCUUUACCUUACAAUCAAAAGUCUGUCUGUGUCUUUUCUUGAUUGCUUUCUUGACC